AUGGUGCCGGCCCCCCAUCGGCCACAGCGCCUUUUCAUCGCUGCAAGUGCUAUUGUCAUCGGCGUGCGCUCCGAGCACGCCGAUGCAUCAGAAGGCCAUCAGGAGGUUCGCCGAGAGUUGGCAUGGCUUCUUUCGGAGCAGAUCGUCGCUCCAGCUCAGCGCGCAUUGGCACCGAAGCCGAAAGAAAUGUUCACUACCAUGAGGUUCGUUGGGACACUGCGCUGUGGCGGCUCAUGGUGUGCCACGGCCUCAACCUUGCGCAGCCUUCGGCUUCGAAGUGCCGAGGAUAUCUUACAGAAGAUUCUUGAAAGCCAGAACCCGUCCAGUUGCGAAAAUGCCCGCUACAUGGUGUACCACGACGAUAGGACAACAUCUGGAUUUGGCUGGAACGCCUUCAUCCUUUUUAGUGCCUUUUUACAUGCCUUUUUGGAGGAGCGCGUCCUCGUAGAAGCCGCUGCAGUCACAGAUCGGGACCACACGAAGUGGCACCAGCGAUGGUGCAGUGACCCACCCCAUUCUCUGAAGUGCUAUUUUCAAAGCUGGAGCAGGUGUGAGCGUUCAGACCUGGUCGCCAAGGCCAUCCGGCAGGAUUUCUCCACUCUUCCAGACUGGCAGAAUGAUGUCGACGCAGGCAAGCAGAAUUCAUCGUGCACGUGCAACGAACGGCAGGUUCUUUGGAGAGCGUCGCAAAGAAGUGACGAGGCCUUUUUUCCCAGCACUGUUUCCAAGGGAAGAUUAUGGUGGUAUGCGGCUAUGGUUCGCAUCCUCAUGAAUCCUCUUCCAUGGCUCCAGGAUGCAGCCGAUCAAUUCGCGAACAUGCACGGAAUAAGCCAUCGUCCAUUUGUUGUUGCAGCAGUUCGGCGCGGCAACAAGAGUGUUGAGGUGCCCGACAUCGAGAUGCGCGAGUUUACUUCGCAGCUCAAAAUCUUCAAGGAACAUUACGGCAUCGCGGAUGUUCUGCUACAAACCGAGGACCAUGCAGAACUGCAGCUUCUGGAGCGAUGGUGCGGAUAUCAGGGACUCCGACUUCAUUACACGCCCAAUGAACGCACUGGACAGGAUCGAUUCAGCACUCGUUUCUGGCAGUCUCAAGUGAACAUGACUGAGGAAGGCCGAAUUGCUGCAUUGAAUUUGGUGAUUGGCAGCAAGGCUGUCGCCAUUCUCGGCUCCUUCCAUUCUGCCUGGAUGAAGCUUCAACCAGCCUUUAUGAUGGCUGUUCAAUGGAAGACAGUCUUGGUAAUUGGCCUCGCUAGCCAGGACUACCAGAAUUAUGGUUCCCUGGUGGGGGAUGAGGCCGAGGCACAACAACUGUUACGGCCUGGCGAAAUAUUCUCCCCUGUUCCAUGGCUGCUGUGA
Molecule: messenger RNA, 1356 nt
Organism: Symbiodinium necroappetens
Lineage: Eukaryota; Dinophyceae; Suessiales; Symbiodiniaceae
Source: the annotation of a GenBank genome assembly